GUUCUCCGAGUUCCUGUCUCUCUGCCAACGCCGCCCGGAUGGCUUCCCCAAACCGCGACCCGGCAGCCACUAGCGUCACUGCGGCCCCUAAAGGAGCCGAACCGAGCCGAGCCGAGUCGAGCCCAGCGGGGGCGCUGCCCGGGGUCCCGGGGGGCAAAACGCUACAGCAGGAGCUGAUGACCCUCUUGAUGUCUGGCGAUAAAGGGAUUUCUGCCUUCCCUGAAUCAGACAACCUUUCCAAAUGGGUAGGGACCAUCCAUGGAGCAGCUGGAACAGUAUAUGAAGACCUGAGGUAUAAGCUCUCGCUAGAGUUCCCCGGUGGCUACCCUUACAGUGCGCCCACGGUGAAAUUCCUCACACCCUGCUACCACCCCAACGUGGACACCCAGGGUAGCAUAUGCCUGGACAUCCUGAAGGACAAGUGGUCUGCCCUAUAUGACGUCAGGACCAUUCUGCUCUCCAUCCAGAGCCUUCUAGGAGAACCCAACAGUGAUAGUCCCUUGAACACGCAGGCUGCCGAGCUCUGGAGAAACCCCACAGCUUUUAAGAAGUACCUGCAAGAAACCUACUCAAAGCAGGUCACCAGCCAGGAGCCCUGACCCAGGCUGCCCAGCCUGUCCUUGUGUUGUCUUCUUAAUUUUUCCUUAGAUGGUCUGUCCUUUUUGUGAUUUCUGUAUAGGACUCUGUAUCUUGAGCUGUGGUAUUAUUUUUGUUUUGUUUUUGUCUUUU
Molecule: messenger RNA, 729 nt
Organism: Chlorocebus sabaeus (green monkey)
Lineage: Eukaryota; Metazoa; Chordata; Mammalia; Primates; Cercopithecidae
Product: ubiquitin-conjugating enzyme E2 C-like
Source: RefSeq, a predicted model, not a curated record